Messenger RNA from Owenia fusiformis, 2999 nucleotides. The record is from the annotation of a GenBank genome assembly. NCBI's taxonomy places the organism in Eukaryota, Metazoa, Annelida, Polychaeta, Sabellida, Oweniidae.
GAUUGACAUUACUCAUUAGGAUUUGGUGGUGAGAUACCUCGUGGCAUGUGCUUUGCGCAUGCGUACUGAUGAACCAGCCAUUAUUUUCAUUUUUGCUGAAACAUUUCAAAAUUCUGUGAUUUAUGACGCAUAUUUGGACUUUGCGUGUACAAUAUGUAUUCUAACAAUGAACAAGGAGGUUCACAAGUACCGGCCUUCCUCACAAAGCUCUGGAAGCUGGUGGAAGAUCCUUCAACGAACGACCUGAUAUGUUGGGAUUCGAGUGGACUGAGCUUCCAUGUGUACGACCAGCUGAGGUUUGCUAGAGAAGUGCUCCCUCUAUAUUUCAAACAUGGAAACAUUGCCAGCUUUAUCCGUCAGCUAAACAUGUAUGGAUUCCGCAAGGCCCUAAAUGUUGAUGUUGGCGUGAAAGUGGAGAGUGAUAAUCUGGAGUUCUACCACCAAUACUUUCAGAGAGACCAGGAACACCUGCUGGAAAACAUCAAACGAAAGGUGACCCAAGGUAGAGGUGAAGAGAUGAAGGUCAAACAAGAGGAUGUCUCAAAGGUCUUGCAGGAAGUCAGACACAUGAAGGGGAAACAGGAUACCAUAACAAACAAGAUGGAUGGUUUAAAGAGGGAGAAUACACAGUUGUGGCGUGAAGUGGCAAAUCUCCGACAGAAGCAUGUUAAACAACAACAAAUUGUUAAUAAGUUGAUACAAUUCCUGGUAACAAUGGUAUCUGCCCAGCCCCAGCCUCGCAACACAUUAAAGCGACGUAUGCCCCUUAUGCUGGAGGAUGCGCCCUCUAUACCUAAGUCUGCUAAGCUGUCCAAACAAGAAGACCAGAAUCUUGCUGAGUUGGACUACAGUGACCUGCUUGAUACUUCAGCUACGGGUCCUGUCAUAAAAGACGUGACAGAUCAGUCUGUACAAGAUAGAAUAGAUGUCGCCUCUCAUCACCCAAAGUCAAUCUCUAGAAGAAAAGGAUCAAACUUAGAACCCCUUGUGAUGUCAUUGUCAAACAGUGUUGAAUCAAACAACCUGGACAUCUCAAACAACCCAGACAACCCAGACAACGAGCCUACAACUGUAGUGAGCCUUGAGGAUCUGAAUGACCUGAUAAAUGCUGGUGCUGGCCCAACAACUUCAAAUGCUGUCAGCCAAUUAGAUGCUAACACAGACCUAUCUCUUGAUAAGUAUGUGCAAGUCCUAUAUGACUUGAAUACAAAGAACGCAGACAACAAAUACGGAAUUGAUUACACAGAUGACCUGAAUUACAUGGACAGUGACUUGGAUAUGGUGAGAGACAUCUUAUCUGGUAAUGGGGGAGGAACUUUACAAUUAGACCCAUCUACACUAUCUGGGUUAUUCACUCCUGAAGCACCAUGCCCCCCGACUCCUGACCAUGUGCGACUUCUCCCUCCAUUUCAAGAAAACAAAGCAGAGUACCUUACCAGUCUGGUAGAUAAUAGCUCAACUGAGCCCAACCCAGCCGGCAACAAUAUUGUAGGAAAUGAAAUAAUAGAAUACACAGGAGGUACAGACACAGGAGGCAAUGCUUUCCCAGACUUUAUUGACCUGGCAGAGGACCUUGAUGAUGAGAAACCACCAGAGCCAGAGGAAUACUUGAAUCCUAUUGGUCACAUAGCGUUUGGCUCAGAUUCUCUUGACACGCCCUUGUCUGAAACCCUGACUAAUCCCUUGGUGACGGAGCGGAGUGGUGUACAAAUUGCCAGUAGAGGUCCUUCUACUGAUGACUUGGAUUGAGAUAAGUGGACAAGAAGAUAGGAUCGAUAUAUUGGAAUAGUAAUGCUUACAAGAAGAUCUCCUGAUCUGCCAAGUCUGUAUGUGUUUGGAUUGUAUACAACAUUUUCAAAACUUGUGUCUGGUUGUUGACAGCACAAUAUGAAAUACAACACUAUGAUGAUAUGUUGUAAAAUAUGACAUUGCCCUAGAUUGUGCAUGGAAUACAAUUUCAACUACAACAUUACAUGGAUUACAACAGUACAUAGAUAUAACUAUCAAAUACAACAUUUGCCAAAAUUGUGUAUAUUUCAUAACCAAAUGUUAAGAACAGUGAAUAUUGAUGGAGACUGCUUAUACAAAGAGAAUAUAUAUUGCAUUAAAUGUAAUAUAGAAGUCCUAGGCCUCCGUUGAAAUAAACUGAAAAUAUGGAGUUACAAAAUCUAUAUUGUAGAGAGAUGCCAAAAAAUCAGGCAGGUCAUUGGAUUCAAGACAAGUUAUCAACUUUUUCACUAGUGUGGGACAUAGGUGUGGAAAACCAACUAUCAGGAGGAAGAAACUUGUAAUUUAUUUACUGUGUAAAUACACGUCUGAGAAAAAAUGUCAAAAACAGUUGAAUUUUCUUCGCAGAUACUUUAUUGACUGCCACAAUGAUUCUAUAGGGCUGUAGACCAGUCCACAUUUCAGUGUACAAGUCUCACAUAGCAAUUACUGUAAAUAUUCAAGCUUUAAAGUAGUUAACAGAACAUGUCACAUUUGCACAAUAUGGUAUACAGGGUGGGCCAUAGAAAUGGAACCAUUGCAUCAUUUAUGAAUUCUGAAUUUUUCCAUACUAUACCAAAAGAUGGGGGAAUCUGAUUGGCUCAAAUAAGAUGUAUUCAUAUGUCACAUCUUUCAUGCUGUAGAAGCUACAUUAAUUACUAUACAGGGUGGGAUGUCAAAAUUCACGAAAAACACAUUUUGCUCAUUUACAAUAAAGAAAUCUUUGGAAGAAGUUAUUCAUUAUGUCUCUUGUCUCUUACUCUCAAACUGUUAAAACUAAUAAUAAACGUUAUUAAAAUGGGAGACAGUGAAUGUUCAUCAAUCUGACAGUAUCCAUGGUCAAUUAAAAGUUCAUCUAUCUCAGACAGAUUUUUAAAUAAACACUUUGUCUAACAUCCGUAAGACUUACUCAUUUCUGGCAGGACAGACACAGUUUCAUAGUUUUAUCUAAAAAUAUGUCUGUUAUAAGACAAACUUUUGAUUUAAUAUUUUUAAAGGCAGAAUCAGAUCUA